Messenger RNA from Drosophila navojoa, 811 nucleotides. RefSeq names its product ER membrane protein complex subunit 7 homolog. The record is from RefSeq and is a predicted model, not a curated record. Gene Ontology annotation, cellular component: EMC complex. Lineage: Eukaryota; Metazoa; Arthropoda; Insecta; Diptera; Drosophilidae. Gene Ontology annotation, molecular function: carbohydrate binding.
AUGUCGAAAAUGUUGAACAAAUUUGUAAUUAUUCUGAUGGUCUCCACACUCGCCAGCAAUGCGCUGCCCGUGGAGCAUUCGAAGCAAGUCGCUGCUGCUCCUGCUGCUGCUACUGGCCCUGCUCUCUACUCAAUCGAGGGCAGGAUCCACCCGCUCAAUCCAGCAGUGAGCGUCCCCGAGCGCUGGCCGGCCGACAUAAGCCUCGCGCUCAACGGCGGCGAGUAUCUGGGCUUCGUGCAGGCCGAUGGCAGCUUCCGGAUUAGCGGCGUGCCCUCGGGCAGCCAUGUGCUGUACGUCCACCACGCGGACAUAUUCUUUCCGCCCGUUCGCGUCGAUAUUACCCACAAUGGCAAGUUUCGGGCACGCAAGCUGAGCCACCUGCGGCCGUCGCAGGUCGUGAAGCUGCCCUAUCCGCUGAUGCUGGAGCCGGGCAUGCCGCGCAGUUACUUCCGCAUCCGGGAGCAGUGGAACAUACUGGACUACAUGCUGAAUCCAAUGGUGCUGCUGAUGGUGGUGCCGCUCAUCCUGAUGCUGCUGCUGCCACGUCUCAUCAACGACCCGGAAACCAAGCGCGAGAUCGAGAACAUUCAGUUCCCCAAGAUACCCACAGGUGUGCCCGAUCUCAGUGAUAUGCUCACCUCGCUCCUGAGCGGCAAGCGACCCGUGGAGAAGGAGAAGAAGCCCAUCAAAGGGGGCGCAAGAAGGCGCAACUAGGAUUAAGUGCUCCACUCUCAACUGUAAAUGUAGUUCCUUACCUAUGAUUCCCGCCUAUUAACCUGCACUCAUUCUUGCUCUGUGAAUAAUAGUCGAA